AUGGCGGCUCGCGAGAACGCCCGCAUCAAUACCCUGCUUGACAUUAACUCCGUUCUGUUGAAGGAGGUGGUUCAUCUCCAAGAAGCAUCAAGCAAGGUAGGUACUGCUUCCCCGAGUGGUGAUACGAAUGCGUCGCUAAUAAAAGCUAUCAAGGCGAAUGGCUCCAAACUAACCCGGGAGUACAUCGAGUACAUGCGCCGGGUGCAAGCUAACUUGGCCUACCUUGUUAUGGUCGAUCGCGUUCACAACCCCGGCGGCACUGCUCUCCAGGCCCCGGCCAUCAUGACACCCCCGACGAGCCUGCCUGCCGUCCACGAGCUCUAUGCUAAGCUCAAUGAGCUAUUCCUUGAGCCAUUCAUAUUGCCAAUGCCGAGGCCUGAAUCAAGGGAGGAUGGGGCGAUCCGAAUACGCGGUCUAGCGAAAUCCAAGGGUACAUUCAACAGAGUUUCAUUAGCCUUUGAUGAUGAUCUUAGACUUCAAGCGUGA
Penicillium daleae is the source of this 486-nucleotide messenger RNA. RefSeq lists its product as uncharacterized. The record is from RefSeq and is a predicted model, not a curated record. The transcript has a single exon. NCBI's taxonomy places the organism in Eukaryota, Fungi, Ascomycota, Eurotiomycetes, Eurotiales, Aspergillaceae. Bases 1 to 486 code for a protein of 161 amino acids.